CGCUGGCGGCGGCGGCGGCGGCGUCAGUGCCCGGCGGGGAGCGGGUCCCAGGCCGCCGCCGGACCGGAGGCACAGGGAGCCUUUGGGAGCUCCCUCUCCGGGCCCUCGGCGGCCUCAUGGCGUAGGAAGGACGGGCUGUGAGUGUUGACAUUGAGUGCUUCAGAUCUGGUCACUAUGGUCCGAGAACGAAAAUGCAUAUUGUGCCACAUUGUGUACGGCUCAAAAAAGGAGAUGGACGAACACAUGCGGAGCAUGUUGCAUCACAGGGAACUUGAGAACUUGAAGGGCAGGGACAGUAGUCAUGAGUGCCGAGUAUGCGGGGUCACAGAAGUGGGUCUCUCUGCAUAUGCAAAGCACAUUUCUGGCCAGUUGCACAAAGAUAAUGUUGAUGCCCAGGAAAGAGAAGAUGGUGGAAAGGAAGAAGAAGAAGAAGAUUAUUUUGACAAGGAACUUGUUCAGUUAAUACAGGAAAGAAAGGAACAAAGUCGACAAGCUGAGCCUUCCAGUAACAGCCAAGAAAUAAACUCGGAUGACAGGCAGCCCCAGUGGAGACGCGAAGACCGAACCCCUUACCAAGACAGAGAGAGCUAUAACCAGCCAGCAAGGCAUCAUCGUGGACCUCCACAGUGGGACUGGAAAUGGGAAAAGGAUAGCUUUAACAAUACUAGGAAAAGUAGCUUCCCACAUUCUUUGAGGAAUAGUGGUGGGCCAAGAGGAAGUUCUGGGUGGCAUAAAGGUGCUCCAAGAGGCUCUUCAAAUUGGUUCCAUAAUCAUAGUAAUUCUGGAGGGGGUUGGCAUUCGAACAAUGGAAUGGUGGACUGGAAUUAUAGUGGUACAGGAAGGAAUUCCAGCUGGCAUUCUGAAGGAGCAGGUGGCUUUUCCAGCUGGCACGGGAACAGCAGUAACGGAAACUGGAAAUCCAGUGUACGUGGUACAAAUGGUUGGAAUUACAAUGGCCCUGGAGACAAAUUUCAGCAAGGCAGAAACAGAAAUUCUAACUACCAAAUGGAAGACAUGACCAAGAUGUGGAGCAAGAAGUCUAAUAAGCCAAGCAAGUACAACCAGGAGAGGUACAAAUGGCAGUGGCAGGGCAGCGACCAAGCUGGUAAAUACAGAGGUCCUCUCGAGGGGCUCGCAGGGGAGAAAUUUCCUGCGGCGGAAGGCUUACUUGAGUUCAAUUUUGAGCAGCAAGAAAGUCAGACGACUAAACAAACAGACACAGCAGUCUCAAAAAUGAACGGAAAGAGUGCCAACAUAGCACGGGAAAAGUUCCGCCGCUGGGCACCUUACCCUGCCCAGAAGACUCCAGAUUUACAGUCAGCCCUGAAGGAAGUCACUGGCAACACGUCAGAAACGAUAGAGAAGCCUCUCUUUAAUUUUAGCUUAAUAACUGCAGGAAUGCAAGAACCGAUUGAUAAAACAAGUAAUCCCCCAAUGCUAAAAACACAAAAGGAAAUACAUCCUGGAUCUCCCAAUCACAAAGCCGAUCCUGAUGUCACUGCUUUCCAUGAGGUGGUGAGAUCUUGCCCCAUUACUGAACAGUCUGAACCACAUCGUAAGUCAAAUAAGAUUCCAUUAUUAAAAUCCCCGCUCCUUCCAACUCCUAAAUCAGGCCCUCAUAAGCAUAAUUUAAAGAACCGCUCAAAAAAUAAUGAAACAAAAUCUUUUUCUCCUGGAGAUCGCUCACGUCUCUUGAACAAAUCCCCUUUAGAAGGUAGCCAUGGUUCUUCCUGCAUCUCCAAGUCACAUGGUUUAGGUCCUCCUGUUUUAAAGGGGAAUAAAACUGUGUCAGGCACGGAAAAAGACCCUGAUGAGAAGUUAAAUGACACAUCACAGAAAACCCAGGAGGCGCUCCAGUGUCCCAAAGCACUGCGAAAGCCACUUGUUAGCAAGUCCAAAUGGCCUGAGAGCCAUGCAAAAGAAAGUAGGAGGGUAGAAGAGUCAACUGAAGACUCUGUGAACGUUGAGUUUCAGGCACACUCGGCUGAAAACGACAGUGCAGCAUCUGAUCCAGAAAGGCACGGUAUCAAAAGUGGAGCUGUGGCUUUGGCAACUACAGAGACUGUGUCCUGUAGCACUCACACUGUGGACAAGGAACAAGGGAACCAGAUCCUGGGUACAUCUGGGAACCUUUCCACCUCCCCCCACAAUUCCACAGUUCCCCAGAAGGAGCCUGAGUUCCAAGUGACAGCAGCAGCCGGUCCACACACUGGCUUACUGCUAGACUUGAAGACCUCCCUGGAAGAUGCACAGGAUAACAACCUUGUUAAGUCUGAUGGACCUUUUGAAACAGAAAGCUUUGAGGGCACUAGCUUGGAUGCAGAGCUUCAAAAAGAUAUUAAUAAUCAGCCCCCAGGCACACUCCUUCCCGAACUAAGUAAACUUGGUUUUCCCGCCUCACUCCAGCGAGAUCUGACCCGGCACAUUAGUCUGAAGAGCAAAACUGGAACACAUCUUCCAGAGCCAAAUCUCAACAGUGCCCGACGUAUUCGAAAUGUUAGUGGCCACCGAAAGAAUGAGACAGAGAAGGAGUCUGGGCUUAAGCCAACCCUACGACAGAUUCUAAAUGCAUCAAGGAGAAAUGUCAACUGGGAACAGGUCAUUCAACAUGUAACCAAGAAAAAGCAAGAGCUGGGCAAAGGUUUACCCAGGUUUGGCAUAGAAAUGGUACCUUUGGUUCAAAAUGAACAAGAAGUCUUGGAUUUAGAUGAGGAACCUGAUCUGUCCAGACUGGAAGGAUUCCAGUGGGAAGGCGUUUCCAUUUCCUCAUCCUCUGGCUUGGCGAGAAAACGAAGCCUUUCUGAAAGCAGCGUGAUCAUGGACAGGGCUCCUGUGUAUAGCUUCUUUAGUGAGGAAGGUACCGGCAAAGAAAAUGAACCCCAGCAUGUCAUUUCACCUAGUAACACAUUGAGUGCUGCCCAGAGUCAAAAGGCAGCCAUGUAUCUUGAACAGGAAGUGGCUCCUCUGACUCCCUCUGUCAGAACAGGUGAAAGGGCUGGAAACAUUCCUACCCAAAGGCGACAUAGCGCACAGUUUCCAUCUGAUCACAUAACACCUUUCAUGCAUUCGGCCAGCGACCUGCACAGCCAGGAGAGGUCUACAGCAUCGUUGGAGCGCAAUGCCCAGGAGAGCAGUGGAGAAGGGAACUCACUCUCAUCAAAUGCGUCUUCAGUUCAUGCAGUUUCCAGCUUAGCAGAUGCAGCCACUGACAGUAGCUGUACCUCUGGUGCUGAGCAAAACGAUGGUCACAGUGUUAGAAAGAAGCGAAGAGCCACCGGGGAUGGAUCUUCCCCUGAACUACCAAGUCUUGAGAGAAAAAAUAAAAGAAGGAAAAUUAAAGGAAAGAAAGAACGUUCUCAGGUUGACCAGCUACUGAAUAUUUCCUUAAGAGAGGAAGAGCUGAGCAAGUCGCUGCAGUGCAUGGACAGCAACCUCCUGCAGGCCCGGGCGGCACUGCAGACGGCCUAUGUCGAAGUUCAGAGGCUGCUCGUGCUCAAGCAGCAGAUAACCAUGGAGAUGAGUGCACUGAGGACUCACAGAAUACAGAUCCUGCAAGGAUUACAAGAAACGUAUGAACCUUCUGAGCAGCCAGACCAGGCUCCCUGUAGCCUCACCACACGAGAACAAAGGAAUAGCCGAUCUCAGACCUCCGUUGAGACCACACUGCUGCCUACUCCCCUUUCCCUAGGGUUUCUGGAGCCACCUCCUUGCCGUGUGUCUCCACCAUCCACUGGAACCCCUCUCCAAAUAACCGCAUCUACUUUCCAAGUCCAUGGUACUGUCCCUGAUUCAUCAGUUCAGAUUAAACAAGAGCCCAUGUCUCCUGAACAAGAGGGGAAUAUGAGUGCUGUGCCACAAGGCUCUGCUUCCAGUGUGUCCAAGGAAUUACUGCAGACUAAUAGAGUGGUCAGUGACAGCUGUCCAGUUUACCCAGCAAUCCCAUCAGAGUCAACAGAAAGUUACCUGGAGGCUAACCAAGAUCAAAAUUUUUCUGUGGAGCAAGGAAAUUGCAGAAGCAGAGAAAACUCUCCCUGCUCCCAGUCUCCUGGUCUCCCUGGAAGAAACAGAGGUGAAGAGAGCGCCCGAGGCAGCAGUGGGUCUGAAGCCUGCAGCAGCUCUUUUCUAAGGCCGUCUUUCACUUCCGAGACCCCUGUGGAGAAGGAAACUCACUCUGCAGCUGAACUGCGGGCAGAGUCCGCACUGGCAUCAGCUGAGACCAGAGGAAGCAAGAAGAAGAAGAAACUUCGGAAGAAGAAGACACUGCGGGCCACCCACGUUCCCGAGAACAGUGACACCGAACAGGAUGUGUUCACUGCCAAGCCUGCAAGAAAGGGAAAGACGGGAAAGGUAGCUAAAGGGGAGAAAGUCACGACGUCCAUCUGGGAAGACAGCAAGACUGGUCGGGAACAAGAAGCUGUCGGGGAUGAGCCCGACAGUGAGUCCUCCCUGGAAGUCCUGGAAGUCCCAAGUCCCCAGUUAGAAGUGGUUGCCAUUGAUUCUUCUGAAUCCGGAGAGGAGAAACCAGACAGCCCAUCGAAAAAGGGUAGCUGGAGCUCUGCAGACCAGAACCCACUCGAGACUUCUCGUGCUGGUUGUGAUGAAGUUAGCUCCACCAGUGAGCUUGGCACCCGCUACAAGGAUGGCAUUCCUGUCAGUGUGGCAGAAACUCAGACGGUGAUAUCCUCCAUAAAAACAUCUAAGAACUCUUCAGAAGUAUCUUCAGAGCCAGGAGAUGAUGACGAGCCUACAGAAGGGAGCUUUGAAGGACACCAAGCUGCAGUGAAUGCAAUUCAAAUAUUCGGAAACUUACUGUAUACCUGUUCAGCAGACACAACUGUCCGAGUUUAUAAUUUGGUGAGUCGGAAGUGUAUUGGUGUCUUUGAGGGCCAUAUUUCCAAAGUGAACUGCCUCCUUGUCACUCACACCUCUGGGAAGAAUUCUGUCCUUUACACUGGUUCCAGUGACCACACCAUUCGCUGCUAUAAUGUCAAGACCCGAGAAUGUAUGGAGCAGUUAAAGCUAGAAGACCGAGUUCUCUGCCUUCAUAAUAGAUGGCGAAUCCUCUAUGCUGGACUGGCAAACGGCACUGUGGUCACCUUCAGCAUAAAGAACAACAAGCGACAGGAGAUCUUUGAAUGCCAUGGCCCUAGGGCAGUCAGCUGUCUUGCCACAGCCCAGGAAGGUGCCCGAAAACUGCUGGUUGUAGGAUCUUAUGACUGUACCAUUAGUGUCCGUGACGCACGGAAUGGACUACUGCUCAGAACCCUGGAGGGCCACAGCAAGACCGUUCUUUGCAUGAAAGUGGUGAACGACCUUGUGUUCAGUGGUUCCAGUGACCAGUCGGUCCAUGCUCACAAUAUCCAUACUGGUGAGCUCGUGCGCAUCUAUAAAGGUCACAAUCAUGCGGUGACCGUGGUAAACAUCCUGGGGAAAGUGAUGGUGACUGCUUGCCUGGACAAGUUUGUUCGAGUCUACGAAUUACAGUCCCAUGAUCGACUGCAGGUUUAUGGAGGACACAAAGACAUGAUUAUGUGUAUGACCAUCCAUAAAAGUGUGAUUUACACUGGUUGUUAUGAUGGAAGCAUCCAGGCUGUGCGGCUGAAUCUGAUGCAGAAUUAUCGCUGUUGGUGGCAUGGCUGCACUCUGAUAUUUGGUGUUGUGGAUCACUUGAAACAACAUUUGCUGACUGACCACACUAAUCCGAACUUUCAGACACUGAAAUGUCGCUGGAAGAACUGUGAUGCUUUUUUCACAGCUAGGAAAGGAUCCAAGCAGGACGUUGCAGGACAUAUCGAGCGGCAUGCUGAAGAUGAAAGCAAAAUGGAUUCGUGAAGUGUUUGCCUCCCAUGUCGGGAAGUUGUUUGUGAACUCUCUUCACAUUGGCCCCUCCAGUGAAGCCAGGAAGGAGAAAGUGGUUCACAGCCAGACCUACCGCUAGCAAAGUCUGGGCAGUCCGUGGGGUGAUAGGUUACAUACAAGUCAAGUCUGUGCUGGAGCAUGUAAGGGUGACGUUAAGUGGAUUCUAAGGAACCGUACCAUACUCUUCUGGGAGAGAUGACAUACAGAGAUUUAUGCUACUAGACUAUAGGUGUUUAUUAAAGAUUCAGAUAUUAAUUGGUUACCCAGUUUGAUCCUAAUCAUA
This is a messenger RNA of Peromyscus eremicus (cactus mouse), 6142 nucleotides long. RefSeq names its product zinc finger protein 106 (gene Znf106). The record is from RefSeq and is a predicted model, not a curated record. Gene Ontology annotation, cellular component: cytosol; membrane. The transcript has 22 exons. Lineage: Eukaryota; Metazoa; Chordata; Mammalia; Rodentia; Cricetidae. The coding region runs from base 175 to 5832 and encodes 1885 amino acids. Gene Ontology annotation, molecular function: RNA binding; SH3 domain binding.